AUGGAGAAAUGUGAAGAAAAUGAUAUAUCUAACACAGGAAAUGCUAAGACAGAGAUUUCUCCUAAGUCAAAACAAAAGAAGAAAUCUCUUUGCCAUCUACUUAUGAAUAAAAAGACCAAAAUUGGAUGUUUAGAAACAUCUUACAAAGAUGGUGAUUCAAAUAAAAAUUCAAAAAUGGAAAAUUCCCAACAUGGAUCUCACACUAGUACAAAGCUUUCAUUGUGCUGUGCAAUGACUGAACGCAGCAGAACACCACCUCAAAGUUUGACUGUCAGUAGAUUAUCUCCAACUACAUUAAGUUGUACAUCAGUUAAAUCUGAAGUAGCUUCUGGUAAUGGAAAUUGUCAAACAGAUGUAAUAAUAGAAAAAGAAGAAAUGUGUAUAGCAAGUGAUUAUUUACAAAAAACACAUAAAUUUUUAUUAAAAGAAACAAAUACAAUGUCACAAGAGAAUAGUGAAGAUAGUGAUUUCUCUGCAGAGUCAACAGAAGAUUUGUUUGAGGAAUCAUCAGAAGAUGAAAAUGAACUUCUAAUUGAUUAUGAAAAAAAUGAAAAAAGUUUAAAGGAUGAAUAUUUUACAAAAGGAAAAUAUAUCACUUAUUUCUUCUUGGAAAUGGAACGGCAAUUCUACAAUCCGUUUGAAGUUUACAGUAUGGUUCAAUACCAUGAGCAUAACAAUACUGAAAAACCAGGAAAAGAAGGUGAAAAUUCAUCCUCUGGAUCUAUCUCUCCAAGUAUUCCUGCAUAUUUAAGGCAAAGACUAAUUCAUAGACGAUCUGUGGAUAAUUUAGUAGCAAAUUCACCAACAAAUUCUAUGCGACAUUCAAGUCCUGAAUCUAUAAAAAGUGCACCUGUUCAACUUAAACCACGCUCCACAUCUCAUGAUGCUUUGUCUAAAAAGAAAGAGCGUCAUCAAUCUCAUACAACUGGAGCAUCCAUGGAUAGUUUAGCAAAACAAGCAUUAUUAGCUGCUCAAGUUCUUAAUUUAAUUCCUACACAAAAAGCUCGAGAAAGAAAUUUUCUUCAUGGAAGAAUUGCUGCAAAUUCAUUACUUGGACCAGUAGAACUUGAAAAAGUAUUACCAAAUCGUGAACUAAAAAUUUUUAUUGGAACAUGGAAUAUGAAUGGACAAAGUCCACCAAAAGAGUUAAAUGAUUUUAUGUUGCCUUCUGACAUAGAAACUGUUCCAGAUUUGCUAGCAAUUGGAACGCAAGAAUCCUGUUCUGAACGAAAUGAAUGGGAAGCAGCUUUACAAGAAACUCUUGGUCCUUCCCAUGUACUACUUUCUAGUACUGGUUUAGGAACAUUACAUCUUGCACUCUUCUUAAGAAGAGAUUUAAUUUGGUUCUGUUCAAUUGCUGAGGAUGCUAGUUUUUCAACUAGAACAGGAACUGCUUUUAGAACAAAAGGAGCAGUAGCUAUAGCCUUGAUGUUGUUUGGUACGAGCUUUUUGUUUGUUACUGCACAUUUAACUGCACAUCAGGACAAAGUUAAAGAAAGAGUAAACGACAUUAAAAGAAUAGUUAGAAACCUUGAUCUUCCUAAAGAUUUACCUACAAGACAUAAAAGCAAAGAUGUAACUCAAAAUUUUGAUUGUGUAUUUUGGUGCGGUGAUUUAAACUUUCGACUCGCUCAACCAAGAGAGGAAGUUAUCCAAUGGGUUACUGAUACAUGCUUUCCACAGCAAUCACCAGUAAAUUUGCACAAAGACCAAUUACAAGCAAUUCUUAAUGAAGGAGCUGUUUUACGUGGCUUUGAAGAAGCACCAAUUACUUUUCCUCCAACAUAUAAAUAUGAUCCUGGAACACACAAUUUUGAUUCAAGCAGUAAACAACGCACACCUGCAUAUACCGAUAGAAUUCUUUUUAAAGGAAAAGGGCAUACAAGAGGAUACAUUCGAAGAGUCAGUCAUGAAAACUCUAAUUCAUAUAAAGAUGGAGUUAUAGAAUGUUUAGUCUAUGAUUCUGUACCAAGCAUUUGCACUUCAGAUCAUAAACCAGUUUGGGGUGUUUUUAAGACGACCAUAAGACCUGGUAUUGACACUAUUCCUCUUGGUGGAGGUUUGUUCAAUCGUGAAAUAUAUUUAGAAGGUAUAAAAAGACGAGCAGCUGCUAUGGAUGAAUCCCAUGGAACUUCAAAAGUUUGUUCGAUUCAGUAA
Messenger RNA from Habropoda laboriosa, 2157 nucleotides. It is a transcript of the gene INPP5E, whose product is annotated as 72 kDa inositol polyphosphate 5-phosphatase. The coding region runs from base 1 to 2157 and encodes 718 amino acids. Gene Ontology annotation, biological process: phosphatidylinositol dephosphorylation. The transcript is spliced from 6 exons. The record is from RefSeq and is a predicted model, not a curated record. Gene Ontology annotation, molecular function: phosphatase activity. Lineage: Eukaryota; Metazoa; Arthropoda; Insecta; Hymenoptera; Apidae.